Priapulus caudatus is the source of this 342-nucleotide messenger RNA. Its product is annotated as probable chitinase 3. The record is from RefSeq and is a predicted model, not a curated record. NCBI's taxonomy places the organism in Eukaryota, Metazoa, Priapulida, Priapulimorpha, Priapulimorphida, Priapulidae. The transcript has 3 exons. Gene Ontology annotation, cellular component: extracellular region. Gene Ontology annotation, molecular function: chitin binding. Bases 1 to 315 code for a protein of 104 amino acids.
AUGGAUAGCAGCAAUUCAUUACACGCGAUCGUCUGCCUCGCUCUGAUGACGAUAGCGGCAACAGCCGACGAUCAGGCGGCCGACAGGGAGGCGACGAUGCGCCACCUAUGUGCCAGCGUGAGAAACUCGCACAUGGUGCUCGACCCGUGGGACUGCGGUGCGUUCUACGCAUGUCUCGCUCACGGCACGAUGGCGCGAUACGUGUGUCCGCUGCAGCUUCUGUGGAACGACGAGGUGAAGGUGUGCGACUGGUCGUGGAACGUCGUCUGCGCGCCUGCGCCCGGUAAUUAUGCAGGAAAGCCGCUGCAGACGUAGUUAUAAAACAGCAACAGCAGCAGCAGC